Molecule: messenger RNA, 2903 nt
Organism: Pseudophryne corroboree (corroboree frog)
Lineage: Eukaryota; Metazoa; Chordata; Amphibia; Anura; Myobatrachidae
Gene: KLHL12
Product: kelch like family member 12
Exons: 11
Coding region: 632-2341 (569 amino acids)
Molecular function (GO): protein binding
Source: RefSeq, a predicted model, not a curated record
GACGCGCAGCACCGACGUCCCUAUAUGUAACGUCAUUGCAGAGCGACCUCCGGCCGUGGCCAGCGGUAGGGUCAUUAUUCCGGCCGUAGUACUACCGGAAAAAUCAACGUGGGGAAAACACGCUGGAAAAUUCUAACGCGACUAAUAGGCUGCCCCCAUAAGCCUGCUUGUAAAAGUGCAAAAUGGUUCCAUUCAUGUUGGAAAGGACAGCUUAGCCGUCACAUGCUCACUACAGCUGUGCGGGGACACCGCUGCUCGGGAUCAUUGGAUCAGUUACUCCGUUUAUGUGGAAGCCAAGUACGUGCGGUGCUAUGCACGUGUCUGAGCUAUGUAUAUUCUGUGUAUAACGUGUAUCCCCCGUGCUCGAUAUGUAAGGCUUGCUCCUGUGCCUUGCAGUAUGCAGUGGAGAGACACAGUUGUUUGUUUUGCUGAAACAUAGUUGCCAAAUGCAGCUGUAUCCCAGACUUCAGAAGAGCUCCAUGCAGUGGCCAUCGUACCACCCAGUUACACCCACAAGUGGAAUUGCGCCUGAGAUCGGAAAAUCCAUCUGCAGAAUGUUGGAUUUUAUGAUAAUUGGAUAAAGAUUAUUGAUGUUUCAUGUUUUGAUUUCCAAUGUGGAUGUAGUGUUGCAAUGCCUGUUGAUGCUAUGGCACCUAAGGACAUCAUGACAAACUCUCAUGCCAAGUCCAUCUUAAAUACUAUGAACUGUCUUCGUAAGAGUCAGACAUUAUGUGAUGUGACCCUCCGCGUAAACACACAAGAUUUUCCUGCUCAUCGCAUUGUUCUAGCUGCUUGCAGUGACUAUUUCUGUGCCAUGUUUACCAGUGAGUUGUCUGAGAAAGGCAAACCAUACGUGGACAUCCAGGGGCUGACUUCAACUACUAUGGAGAUACUACUUGACUUUGUGUACACAGAGACGGUUCAUGUAACAGUGGAGAAUGUGCAGGAGCUCCUGCCAGCUGCUUGUUUACUUCAGCUGAAAGGUGUAAAACAGGCAUGCUGUGAUUUUCUGGAAUCUCAACUCGAUCCAUCCAACUGCUUAGGAAUUCGGGACUUUGCAGAGACUCACAAUUGCUUGGACCUGAUGCAGGCAGCUGAAGUUUACAGCCAGAAACACUUUCCAGACGUAGUACAACAUGAAGAGUUUAUCUUGCUUCAGCAGGAGGAGGUGGAGAAACUAAUCCGAUGUGAUGAGAUUCAGAUAGAUUCUGAAGAGCCUGUGUUUGAGGCUGUGAUAAACUGGGUGAAGCACAAUAAGCAGCACAGGGAGAAGUCCCUUCCACAGCUUCUACAGUAUGUGCGCAUGCCACUGCUAACACCACGCUACAUCACAGAUGUUAUAGAUACAGAGCCCCUAAUCAAAUGCAGCUUACAGUGCAGAGACCUAGUGGAUGAAGCUAAAAAAUUUCACCUGCGUCCAGAGCUAAGGAGUCAGAUGCAAGGUCCAAGAACCAGGGUGCGCCUGGGAGCGAAUGAGGUGCUACUUGUUAUUGGAGGAUUUGGUAGCCAACAGUCUCCUAUUGAUGUGGUGGAGAAAUACGAUCCCAAAAACCAGGAGUGGAGUUUCCUUCCAAGUAUUACCCGUAAGCGCCGUUAUGUGGCCACAGUAUCACUCGGGGACCGUGUCUAUGUUAUAGGAGGUUAUGAUGGGCGCUCUCGUCUCAGCUCAGUGGAGUGUUUGGAUUACACCUCAGAAGAGGAUGGAGUUUGGUACUCUGUGGCUCCCAUGAAUGUAAGACGAGGGCUGGCAGGAGCCACCACUUUAGGAGAUAUGAUAUAUGUCUCAGGUGGAUUUGAUGGAAGCAGACGACACACAAGUAUGGAACGUUAUGAUCCUAACAUUGACCAAUGGAGCAUGUUGGGUGAUAUGCAAACUGCGCGUGAAGGGGCAGGACUUGUUGUAGCCAAUGGAGUUAUAUAUUGUCUAGGUGGUUAUGAUGGCUUAAACAUUCUAAGUUCUGUGGAACGAUAUGAUCCACAUACUGGUCACUGGAGUCACGUGACACCUAUGGCUACGAAACGCUCAGGUGCUGGAGUGGCCCUUUUAAAUGAUCACAUCUAUGUGGUGGGAGGAUUUGAUGGCACUGCUCAUUUAUCUUCUGUGGAAGCCUACAAUAUUCGUACAGAUUCCUGGACUACUAUGACCAGCAUGACUACACCACGAUGCUAUGUUGGAGCCACUGUUCUACGUGGGAGAUUAUAUGCCAUUGCUGGCUACGAUGGGAAUUCUCUGCUGAACAGUGUUGAAUGCUACGAUCCUGUUAUUGACAGUUGGGAUGUGGUUACAUCCAUGGCCACCCAGCGAUGUGAUGCCGGAGUCUGUGUCCUCCGGGAAAAGUGAGCACAAUAUCUGUGAUGCUAGGAUUGAUCCACUUUACACUUCCCUGUUCGCGUCUGUGUUCUGCAGGGAGAACAUUGACCUUUUGGUUCAAAAAAUAAAACAUGCCUCCCACUGCCAAGGUGCAUAGGAACUGUCAAAGGCAGAAGCCAUUGUAAGCUGUGAAACCGGAGGUGCCUCUGUGUAAAAGUAUCUUUGGGUGGAGCAUUGCCGGAGAGGGUAACCUUGCUGAAGUGCCAAGAAAGGAAGGCAAUGUGAUUCAUACAGUCUCGAGGUCUAUUACACAAACUUGUAAGCACUGACAUGCAUUAAAUAAGAUUGUAUUGUGAAAAUGAAGAAUUAUUAAAAUAAUGAAUUGUUAUACUGUAGAUGAUGAUGAUGGUGGUGCAACCUGUGUGUUCUAGUGCCAUGGGACAUUAUUUGGGAUCGGCAGAACCCUUGCUGAUCUUUCAUAGUUUUGUUACAUUUCAGGAGAAAGUUUGUCCACUGAUAUUUCUAUGAUAAUUACAGAUUGAACAAAUUGCUGAAAGUGUAUUAAUAAAUGUUUGAUAAAACUAUAAAAAAA